GGUACUAUCACUAUACCCUUUGCUCCCUUCACUCUUCCCUCUGCGCAGCCUUAGGAGCCCCGACACCACAGCUAGAGCCCCGCUAGCAAACCCAAAUUACCAGUGCUACUUCCACUCGUCCCCGCCGGCCGCUGAUUCCGGCGCCGGUCGCCGCCGGUGGAUGCUGCCUCGCUGCGUCCAUGGCUCCCUCCUUACCAAUCUGUUUCUCUCUGUCUAGAAAGUGAUGGCUUGCUCACAAUUGUUUCUUAUUAUCUUAUAUUCAAGGGACUAGCAUGUAUUCUGUAGCUCUUUUUGGUCAAAGAGUUAUUCAGAGAUUCUCAUAUUUUAGCAGCUUUUCACGGUUUUUAUGUAAUCGACAAUUUGACACUGAUGGCACUGGAAAUGGGUUUGGAAAAAUCGAAGAUUACUUGAAUGAGAGCUGGAAGAGUAUGAACUCCGGUAAUAAUAUGAAAGAUAAGCCUGAUAUACAGGAGUCGCCUGACUUUAUUGGAAUCAAUGGCUGCUAUGAAGGUGAUUUCCGACAAAAUUUUAAAAGUCGGCACAACUUUAUUGAGAAAGUGAGAAAUGAGGCUUGUAUGAUUCUUGAAAUUCUUCAACAAGAUGGUCCAGGAUUUGAUGCAAAAGAAGCUUUAGAUAAUUCGCAUAUUACAGUUUCAAGCCUGCUUGUGAGAGAAGUUCUUCUAGGUAUCUUGAAAACAAUAAAUUAUGCUAAUAAAAAUAGGUGUGCGAAGCUGGGGUACAAGUUCUUUGUAUGGUCUGGUCAACAAGAAAAUUACCGGCAUACGGCCNACCGGCAUACGGAAAAUUCGUACCAUCUGAUAAUGAAGAUUUUUGCAGAGUCUGAGGAAUUCAAGGCAAUGUGGAGAUUAGUAGAUGAGAUGAUUGAGAAAGGAUACCCUACAACUGCUAGGACAUUUAAUUUGUUGAUAUGUACUUGUGGAGAGGCAGGUUUGGCUAGAAAAGUAGUAGAGAGGUUUAUUAAGUCAAAGACAUUCAAUUAUAGACCAUUCAGGCAUUCAUUUAAUGCAAUUUUACAUUCCCUUCUGGGUGUAAAUCAGUACAGGUUAAUUGAGUGGGUGUAUCAGCAAAUGUUGGUUGAAGGUCAUCUUCCUGAUAUUUUAACUUAUAACAUACUGCUAUGCUCGAAAUAUAGGCUGGGAAAGCUGGAUCAAUUUCAUAGAUUAUUAGAUGAAAUGGGUCGGAAUGGAUUUUCACCCGAUUUUCAUACAUUUAACAUCCUGCUUCAUGUUCUUGGUAAAGGAGACAAACCGCUAGCAGUACUCAACCUUCUAAACCACAUGAAAGAAAUUGGUUGUGAGCCAAGCAUUCUGCAUUUUACCACUUUGAUAGAUGGGCUAAGUCGGGCGGGUAAUCUGGAUGCAUGCAAAUACUUCUUUGAAGAGAUGGUUAGGCAGGGUUGUGUGCCUGAUGUUGUGUGUUACACUGUUAUGAUAACAGGAUAUGUUGUGGCUGGGGAACUUGAUAAAGCUCAGGAACUAUUUAGUGACAUGAUCGUCAAUGGGCAGUUGCCAAACGUGUUUACUUACAAUGCCAUGAUUCGUGGGCUCUGUAUGGCUGAGAAAUUUGAUGAGGCAUGCAUGAUGGUGAAAGAAAUGGAAUCGAGGGGUUGUAAUCCAAAUUUCAUGGUGUAUAGUACUUUAGUCAGUUACUUGAAAAAAGCUGGAAAGCUGUCCAAAGCUCAUGAAGUAAUUAGACAUAUGGUGGAAAAAGGACAGUAUAUCCAUCUCGUUCCAAAGUUCAAAAGAUAUAGAAGAUGUUAAAGAGGUAAUAUUGCCGCUGUUGGCGCUUGCAAUUCGACUGGUGUCACGAGUUAGCACGUCCAUAUCCCUCUACCAUCUGCUGCAAAAUAGUAGCGGCCGAGGGAAAAGAUUAUGAUUCCACCACCUUCUUAAGAUUGAGGCAAGGAAUUAGGAUGAAGUGCGUUGAACAGUCUCUGGCCCUUUGUUUUAAGCCAAGCACAUUAUUCUUUGAUUCUUUUAUAUAUACAACUCUACCACACUCCCAACAAAUCGUUAUUGGAUUCUUUCUCAUAUUUCUUGAACGUGAUUGUUAAAUUUAUUCAGCCAUUGUUUUUCUGUCAUCUGUCACCAUUACAUUGCUCAUCUUAAUCCAGAUAAAGGUAGCAUGUUUCGUAUCUUUUCUCCCAUUCUUUUGGUAGUGUGGAACUUAAACUGAUAAAUGAGAGAUAACUAACCAACCUGGAAACAGGCAACAUGACACGGACAAUACUGCAAUAUGCAUCUUUGAGGACAUGAUUCUAAUUGAGCGGUGGUGUUUCUUGUGUGCUUGGUGCCAAAUUGAAGUUUCUUGCUCGUAGAACCUGAUGAUGGUAUGGUUUUUUGGGUGAGGCCUGGCAAUAAAAUGGGUAGAACAUAACCUGCAGUCAUUGUCUCAGUAAGGACUGACUGGAUAUGGUAAAACUUCACAGUAUUAGGCAGAGUGUAUCAAAGUUUAGCACUUAGUAAUAUUGGCACAAACUCACUUCAGCAGCUGAUUUUGACCUAAAGCAAAGAGAGCCAAGCCACAAGCAGUUAGAUAUAGCUCACUCUUUGCCUUUAGCCCAGGGAUUCCAGCUUGCAAGCAGCAGCCACUUCUGAACAUCAAGAGCAUCGAGACUCCUGCCUGCUCAUUCCAGAAACUAGAUGAAGUGAAGUGCUCUAGAUAAGAGAAAAAUUAAGCACUUAACCAUAAGAGACCAGUGUUCAAAUUCCAGCAGAGCCAAGAAACUGCUAGGUGACUUCUUCUCAUAUAUCUAAAGCCUUGGUGAGCAGAGUUACUCGGUACUGUAUCAACUGUCGAGAUACGCAAGCCGGCUCGAACACCACAGUUAUCAACAUAAAGGGAAAAAAAAGAAAAAUUAAGCACUUGAAACACAAGAGGCCAUAGAGAUUACACUAGUAACAAUGCUGAUGAGAAGAAUGACGAGAAAGAUACUGUAAUCAAGAGGUAAACUAGAUGACGUUUCCUUGGCAACGACAAUCUAUUUUCUUCAUCUAAGGGUAGGUCCUUAAUGUGAGCUGUAUAGUGUACUAAUCCUUGAUCACAUCUGAGAAUGUGUCGAGUGGACUGUUGUAGCCAUGUCUUUGUAUAGUGGUCGAUUGGUUGAAGAAUUAUGAACUAAGAAGGAAAGUAUGAAAGAACGGAGCAUGGUAAGGCAAAAUGUAUACGAACUUCUUGUAUCCUCUCCACUCUAACCAAUUGACCUCGAAAUUUUGUAGUGUAGGAAAAUAAUCUGGUAGCACUGUAGCUUACUACAUAUAUAUGUAAGAAAGCUAGCAUGUGCAGCCCCUGAAAAAACCUACUGUAUUGUUUGGCUCUUCUUCCAUUAUCUUUCCUACUGUAUGUAAGAAAGUGGUCAUUUUCUUCCAUUA
Molecule: messenger RNA, 3392 nt
Organism: Nicotiana tabacum (common tobacco)
Lineage: Eukaryota; Viridiplantae; Streptophyta; Magnoliopsida; Solanales; Solanaceae
Product: pentatricopeptide repeat-containing protein At1g55630
Molecular function (GO): protein binding
Source: RefSeq, a predicted model, not a curated record